Messenger RNA from Sphaeroforma arctica JP610, 1069 nucleotides. RefSeq lists its product as hypothetical. The transcript has a single exon. The coding region runs from base 318 to 932 and encodes 204 amino acids. Lineage: Eukaryota; Ichthyosporea; Ichthyophonida. Gene Ontology annotation, cellular component: nucleus. The record is from RefSeq and is a predicted model, not a curated record. Gene Ontology annotation, biological process: central nervous system development; regulation of transcription by RNA polymerase II. Gene Ontology annotation, molecular function: DNA-binding transcription factor activity, RNA polymerase II-specific; RNA polymerase II cis-regulatory region sequence-specific DNA binding.
UACGAGUUUGACUGACGCAAACUUUACUCUUUUCUACGUCGCUUUCUUGAUUUAGUGAUCAAAACACAUGUCCAAAAGAUAUAAGACACUUAAAUAUAUCUAUAAUUCACAGGCGUCCCUAUAGCUGCACGAGGUUUAAUUGUACGUGUUUUAUAUGGCGUAGUUUGAUUUUUUUUAGAGCUCGUCUGUCGGUCGGAUACUGUGGCAAACAGCGCUCAGUAGUCAUUAUUGAUAUAUGUAUUCUGAAUGCAUCACAUAGGCACCACGAUCACACUCUUCUAUGUCGCAUACCUAAUCCAUCAAUUUGUACAUUUGUAAUGCACAGACUCCGUUUCGCAAACAGUUUGUCGGUCCGUACCAUUGGAUCGACAUCUGCCACACUGAAAUCAUACAUUUGUGAGUGGCCCAACUGUGGUCAGACAUGUACCAGCAUAUACCAACUGAAGGUGCAUAUGCAUGUGCACACGGGCGAACGUCCCUAUGAGUGUGAUUAUCCUGGGUGUGGCAAGGGGUUUUCUAAAAUCAGUGGUUUGAAUAGACACAAAUGCGUGCACACGGGCGAACGUCGCUAUGCGUGUGACUAUCCUGGGUGUGGCAAGAAGUUCUAUGAAGGUGGUCAUUUGCGAAGUCACAAACGCGUGCAUACGGGGGAACGUCCCUAUGUGUGUGACCAUCCUGGGUGCGGUAGGGCGUUUGCUCGAAAUGAGAAUUUGCGAAGUCACAAACGCGUGCAUACGGGCGAACGUCCUCAUGUGUGUGACUAUCCUGGGUGCGGUGGGGCGUUUACUCGAAAUGCGAAUUUGAAAGUACACAUACGCGUGCAUACGGGCGAACGUCCCUAUGUGUGUGACUAUCCUGGGUGCGGCAGGGCGUUUACUCGAAAUGAGAAUUUGAAGGUACACAAACGCGUGCACCAGGACGAACUUCCCUAGGAGUGCGGCUAGUUACAGAGUUCAAACGAUCUGAUCAUCUACGCCGCCAUAGACGCGUACACAAUGGCAAACAAGGCUCGGCCGAUUAAACUUAAGGUGCUGCACCAGUGAGGCUAUUCAAUAAAUAAACGCACGCG